CCACAUUGACAUUUCCUUUUUUGGAAAAACAUAACCGCUUAUAAUUUUUCCAUUAUCUCUAUUUUUUUGUUGGAAAUACCUUGAUUCAUAUAUCAGAUAAACGCGAGAUAAAUUUUUGAUUGUUUAGGAGUUCACGCACCAUAACCUGCUCAUUAAAACGGUAAAAAGUGGUUCUUUCGUGUCAGUUUUGAUACCGGAAAUCUGCUUCAGGGAACCGGAUUUUUUUUUCGUUUAGUCUUGGUGAUAAGAUAAUGUCGUACUCUUGCAAAAGUAUUUACUCUACCCUGCCCAAAACCCAAAGGGGCCAACCACUUGUUUUGGGUGGAGAUCCUAAAGGGAAAAACUUCCUUUAUACCAACGGAAAUUCAGUUAUUAUUAGAAAUAUUGAUAACCCGGCAAUAGCUGAUGUUUAUACUGAACACUCUUGUCAAGUAAAUGUGGCCAAAUACUCCCCAAGUGGAUUUUACAUCGCAUCUGGGGAUCAAUCUGGUAAAGUUCGUAUUUGGGACACUGUAAAUAAAGAACACAUCCUAAAAAAUGAAUUCCAUCCUUUUGGUGGACCCAUUAAAGAUAUUGCCUGGUCACCAGACAACCAAAGAAUGGUUGUUGUUGGUGAGGGACGUGAACGCUUUGGACAUGUUUUUAUGUCUGAAACAGGGACAUCUGUGGGAGAAAUAUCUGGACAAUCUAAACCCAUAAACUCUUGUGACUUCCGUCCAACAAGACCUUUUAGAAUUGUUACUGGAAGUGAGGAUAACACCAUUGCUGUCUUUGAAGGUCCUCCAUUUAAGUUUAAGAUGACUAAGCAGGACCAUUCCCGAUUCGUGCAAGCAGUCCGUUACUCCCCUUCAGGCAACUUAUUCGCCUCGGCUGGUUUCGAUGGUAAAGUUUUUCUGUACGAUGGGGCCACCUCUGAAUUGGUUGGCGAAAUCGGCUCCCCCGCCCACUCCGGUGGCGUUUACGGCGUGGCCUGGAGUCCAGACGGUAAACAGCUGCUUACAGCAAGCGGUGACAAAACCGCCAAACUGUGGGACGUCGAAACGAGACAGGUCGUUUCAGAAUUUAAAUUGGGCAACACUGUCGAAGACCAACAGGUGUCUUGUUUAUGGCAAAACCAACAUCUCUUGUCGGUUUCUUUAAGCGGCUUCAUUAACUAUCUGGAUGUAAAUAAUCCAGAAAAGCCAUUGAGGAUCGUUAAGGGGCACAAUAAACCCUUAACAGUGCUUACACUUAGUGCAGACAGGGGUACGAUUUUUACCGGAUCUCAUGAUGGGGUGGUUACCAGAUGGAAUACGGAAACGGGAGAAAAUGAUAAGAUCGAAGGCGCAGGGCAUGGUAAUCAGAUUAAUGGCAUGAAGGUACACGACGGCACCCUAUACACCGUCGGUAUCGAUGACAGUCUGAAACAAAUAGACAUUGAAGGCAAUACCUAUAGGCAACAAGACGUUAAGUUGGCCUCGCAACCUCGAGGUAUGGACGUUUUGAAAGAACAAAACAUCAUAAUAGUGGCUAGUGUGAACGAAAUCAGCGUAAUUAAAGAUAACAGAAAACUGAGUACUUUGAAGGUCAAUUUUGAGCCUACCAGUGUUAGCUGCUCUUUAAAGGGACAUAUUGCCAUUGGCGGUUCUAUUGAUAACAAAGUGCAUAUUUAUGAAUUGAGCGGAGAUAAUUUAAACCAGGUUAAGGAGUUGGAUCAUUUGGGCCCUGUUACUGAUGUAGCUUACUCUCCUGAUGAUAAAUAUUUGGUCGCUUGCGAUGCUAACAGGAAAGUGAUUUUGUAUGAUACUGAAGAAUAUAAGCCAGCAACAAAACAAGAAUGGGGUUUUCACAAUGCCAGGGUAAAUUGCGUAGCUUGGUCUCCGGACUCGUUAUUGGUGGCCAGUGGAUCUCUAGAUACCAGCAUUAUAAUCUGGUCCGUUGAAAAACCUGCCAAACACAUUAUUAUUAAAAACGCCCAUGCUCAAAGCCAAAUCACUAAACUGGCCUGGGUGGACAACACUACUGUAGUGUCCAUUGGUCAGGACUGUAACACAAAACUAUGGACAAUUACUCCGUUUUAGUUUUCGUAUUGAUUUGAAUUCAAACCGUAUUUAUAUUAAUUAUAUAUACUAUAUAUUUUUGGGUACAACUGCCUUUGCAUUUAAGUUUCGUAUUUUUGUGAUUUUUAGAUUUUUUUGUUCAGAAUUUAUUAUUAUUGUAUUAUUUUGCCACUAACGUAUUUAUUAUUAUUUAUAUAUUUAUUGUAUUUUUUUUGUUUUGCUUGGGCGCUGGCUGAUUUGCAUUUGUAACAAAGUAUUGCGUGAAGUGGCCAACCAGGAAAUCCUGAAAAUUGGCAAUCUUAUUUAAUGGAAUGUUCAUUAAUUAUUUAUAUAUAUGGAGGUAAAUAAUGAUUAAAUUGAAAAUAGUUUUAAACAUU
Anthonomus grandis grandis is the source of this 2416-nucleotide messenger RNA. It is a transcript of the gene flr, whose product is annotated as actin-interacting protein 1. Gene Ontology annotation, cellular component: cortical actin cytoskeleton. Lineage: Eukaryota; Metazoa; Arthropoda; Insecta; Coleoptera; Curculionidae. The transcript is spliced from 11 exons. Gene Ontology annotation, biological process: actin filament depolymerization; sarcomere organization; positive regulation of actin filament depolymerization. Bases 252 to 2060 code for a protein of 602 amino acids. Gene Ontology annotation, molecular function: actin filament binding. The record is from RefSeq and is a predicted model, not a curated record.